AUGAUGUUCCAAUAUGGAACCAUCUUUGUGGCUACUCGUAUCAAGUAUGGAGUAUCCGUAUUUCCGAUCCGCAGGCCACAUAUAAAUUUUGCCUGGGCAAAACAGCAGCGGUUGGAGAAUGGAGAACAAACAAUAUAUUGUGUAAUAUUAUCAUGUUUCCUGGGCACACUUGAAGUGGCAGUCCAGAGGAGAGACCAAACUACCAUCCUAGGGCCCGUAUACCGCCUUUUUGGGUGGACAACUUCGGCUGGCGGUUCAGGGGAACUUUUUGAUAUGACGGCACGUUUUUUAUCUUUUUGUUUAAGCUGCUUAAGGUUCGGGAGUGAGAGGCAGCGGGCCAGGGGGAACUCUCUAUCCGCUUCCUCGUGGCGCGCGCAGCCUCCACACGCCCUUGACGGGGGGUUGGCUACUGCUAUUAUUAUUAGCAACAAGAAGGUCGAGAGAAGAAAACAGAACAAGAGCAUCGAGAGAAAGAGAUUGGAGGAGAGCUAG
Messenger RNA from Microsporum canis CBS 113480, 492 nucleotides. RefSeq lists its product as uncharacterized. The coding region runs from base 1 to 492 and encodes 163 amino acids. NCBI's taxonomy places the organism in Eukaryota, Fungi, Ascomycota, Eurotiomycetes, Onygenales, Arthrodermataceae. The transcript is spliced from 3 exons. The record is from RefSeq and is a predicted model, not a curated record.